CUGCCUCACCCCCGCGCUCCUCGGCCCCUCGGCUCCCUCCUGCCCCGCCCUCCCCGAGCUCCCCGCCCGGACCUCCCUCCUCAGCCUCCGCUCGCCUUCCCGCAGGCUGCGCGCGUAGCGGCCCCGCCAUGUCCCAGCCCGGCCCGAAGCCCGCCGCCUCCCCGCGGCCCCGGCGCGCCGCGGCCGCCCGCCACGCCCAGGAGCAUGUCAGUGAACAAAGCAGUGGAUCAUCUUCCAAACAAGGAGAAAAGAAAGGAUUCGAUGAGAAAAAAGCAUCGAGCUUGGGGAGCAGUCCCCUGACCAGAGCCCAGGCCAGCAGAGCAACACCAGCCGCCAAGGUAUCAGCCUCUUCAGGUGCAACUGGCAAGACUUCCAAUAUGAAUACGACAGAAACCCAGGCAAGCUGCAAACAGAUGGAAGGACUCCAUCCUCCUAACAAGAAAAGACACAAAAAACAGGUUGCAAAAACAGAACCUGAGAAGUCACAAUCACCUGAGAAGUCACAAUCAACUAAGCCAUCUGUGGUUCAUGAGAAAAAAACCCAAGAAGGAAAGCCAAAAGAACACACAGAGCCCAAAGGCCUCCCUAAGCAUGCUCCAGAUGCAGGAAGCAAGCAAGCUCAUAAAGAAAAAGCUGUUUCCAGAUCAAAUGAGAAGCUUACAUCUGGGAAACCAACAGAACUAAAGGUGAAAUCACAGGACCAUGUUUCUGCUGGGGGAGAAAGUGUUGUUGCUGGUAUAUCUGCAGCACCAGGCAAAGCAGAUGAUAAGAAAAAAGAAAAGAAAUCAUUAACUCCAGAUGUGCCUGUUGACUCCAAACUGGAUAAACCCCCAGGAAAGUCAGGCAUGGAUGCUGUUUUGGAUGACUUGAUAGACACUUUAGGAAAACCUGAAGAAAGUAAUGAAGACAAUACAGCAUAUACUGGGCCAGUCGUUUCGGAUCCAAUGAUUUCUACCUACAUUGAAGAACUGGGUAAAAGAGAAGUCACAAUUCCUCCAAAAUAUCGGGAACUUUUGGCUAAAAAGGAAGGGAUCACUGGACCUCCUCCAGAAUCUCCGAAAUCUAUGGGGCCGGAUGAUGCCAUAGACGCCUUGUCAUCUGACUUCACCUGCAGUGCUCCUACUGCCGAAGGAAAGAAAGCUGAGGAAGAGAAAUCCACAGGAGAGGUUUUAAAGGCUCAGUCAGCUGGGGUAGUCAAAAGUACUGCUCCACCCCAGGAGAAGAAAAGAAAGGUGGAAGAGGAUGCCAUGAGCGAUCGAGCACUUGAGGCUUUGUCAGCUUCACUGGGGCCCCGGAAAUCAGACCCCGAGAUCGAUCUCAGCUCCGUUACAGAAGUUGAUGAGGCAAAAGCUAAAGAAGAGAAACGAGAGAAGUGCGGUGAGGAUGAUGAGACAGUCCCAUCGGAGUACAGAUUAAAACCCGUCACGGAUGAAGAUGGAAAACUACUAUUGCCAGAGCCUGAAGAAAAAGCCAAGCCCCGGAGUGAAUCAGAACUCAUUGAUGAACUUUCAGAAGAUUUUGACCAGUGUAAAAGCAAAGAAAAACAAUCUAAGCCAACUGAAAAAACAGAAGAGUCAAAGGUCUCUGCCCGAGCUCCUGCUGCAGAGCCUGUGUCCCGAACCUCCAUGUGUAGUGUGCAGUCCACACCACCCAAGCCCGCAGCCCUGAAGGCCAUGGCACCCAUUGAUGCUGUAGAAGCCUUGGCUGACAGCCUGGGGAAAAGGGAAGCAGAUCCAGAAGAUGGGAAACCUGCCGUGGAUAAAGUCAAGGAGAAAGCCAAAGAGGAAGACCGGGAAAAGCUUGGUGAAAAAGAAGAAACGAUUCCUCCUGAUUAUCGACUAGAAGAGGUCAAGGAUAAAGAUGGAAAACCACUCCUGCCUAAAGAUUCCAAGGAACAGCUUCCACCCCUGAGUGAUGACUUCCUUGUUAAUGCGCUGUCUGAGGAUUUCUACGGUUCUCCAGAUGCUUCCUCUCUUAAACUGGAUGAUGCUAAGAUUUCUGCUGCUGUGUCUGAAAUGGUUUCCCAAACCCAAGCUCCUACCUCCCACGCUACAGCCCCACCCCCAAACACCGCGCAGAGAGAGAAAGAACUUGAUGAUGCUUUGGAUAAACUUUCUGACAGUCUCGGGCAGAGACAGCCUGACCCGGAUGCUAACAAACCAAUGGAAGAUAAAGUAAAGGAAAAAGCCAAAGCAGAACACAGAGAAAAACUGGGAGAAAGAGAUGACACUAUCCCACCUGACUAUAGACAUCUCCUGGACAAUGACGGACAGAACAAACCAGCCAAGCCAUCUACAAAGCAAUCAAAGGAUGUAAAGAAACCUGAAGAUGACCGAGACCCAAUUGAUGCCCUCUCAGGAGACCUGGACAACUGCCCAACUCCAGAAGCCUCACAGAACACAGCAAAGGAUAAGACUAAGAAGACCGCUUCCAGCUCCAAAAAUCCCAAGAAUGGAGGUAAAGCAAAGGAUUCAACACAGAGAACGAAGGAAGUUGCCAAGCCAGAAGAUGAUGAAGGAAAAACAAGCUAAAAUUUACAAUUCGGUAUCCGGCUGUAAAACCUUCACGUGGAGGACGGUGACUUUGAAGAACAAAAGAUUUCAGCAAUAGACAAAUUUUCUGGGCGGCUUCUAGAUGUGGUCUUUCUUAAGCCUUUUGCCAUCUUACACAUUGAUUUGUUAUUCUUUUCCAGAAUGAAAAGGAAUUUGUCUGUUUCACCUGUGUUAUUGGUUGUUGGUAAAUUUUGAAUUUUUUUACAAAGUGCCUUUAGUUGGGAGAGAAAGGAAGCUUUAUAUUUGUAAGAGAAGUAUAUUUGAUAAAGUUUCUUAAAGCACCACCCAAAGAAAAAAACUUAAACCAGAAAGAAAACUUUGCAAACUUUUGCACAUUUUACACAGUGCCUGUUAAAUCUCAUUAGGAUUUUCAGUUUGUACUUAGCAUUUAUUUAUCAUUUAGAAAAUAAUGCUUCAAAUAUUUGUCUAUGUCCUGAUUUCUUCUUGAGUUUUUGAACUAUAUUUGCUAUUUCUUGGGUAAUGUGCAUUAGUCAAACCUAGAGUAUUUUACAUUGGGCAUAUUUCUUUUCUUGGGCUGCUAAUAAUAAAUUAAUAAUGUAGAAAAAAAAAACAGAAAAGCAGAAAACACCAGUCUCCCUUUUCCAUUUGAGUUCUUCUUUGCCAGAGGUGAGACUUUUGUACCAUAUACUCAGAAGAAACAGGCUUCAGUGAAGUCAGAACAACAAAAUACAGGCUAGAGAAGGCACUGGAUAGCAAGUCUCAAGAAUAAGAAAUUUUAAUUCUCAGAGUAUUCAUAUGUCUUGAACUCCGUUGGUUUACUCUGUUUUUAAUCUGUGGUUUCUGUUCUCUCUACAUAAAUCCUAGACAGCAGUUUUUCACAUAGAGCCAUUUGUUACACUUGUCUUUGACCUGUAUGCAUCUGGCUUUAUGGAAUUAAGUUUACCAAAUAUAAAAACUAACUAGCUUUAAAAAUAAAUGUAUAUGUGUAUAUGUAUAUGCUGAAAUUUAAAGUGCUUUUCCCUCUCAGCAGUUUGAGAACUAGGCUCUGCUAUCUGACAACUUGGAAUGGUUUCUCAGAUCUUUCUGUGUAAAUACUUAGGAGCAUUGCACUGAUAUAAUGGAUGGAAUUUUGAGAAAUAAUUUCAUGUUUAUUUCCAGGGUGUGAAUGUGGAAAAAAAAUGCUAGGUACAUAUCAUAAAACAGAUUUAGAAUUCCUUAUUUCCAGAAAGGGCAGCCCUACUUAGCUUUAGGUUUAAAGCUUUUCUUAGGAUUUAACUAAUGUCACUAUAGACAUAGUAACAUGAGCAAUACUGUCUGGUGGGGGAAAGGGUAAGAAAAAGUACUAUUUCUUAUAAUGAGCAUCAAGUUUUGUUAAUGUUCCCUAAAAUACUCACUACAGACUACAAAUUAGGCAUAUACCUAUUGGAUUUCAAAUUACAUCUACUUACAAUGCUAAGUCUCUAUUCUAUUUUGAAGGCACUAAGAAAGUAUGUAUUAAAUUUUCCCGUUUGGACAGUACAGGGAUUUGGGUCCUUUUGGUUUGUUUUUAAACGAGUGAAACAUUUGACAUUGACAAAUGUGUUUACAAAGGUAUGGCUGCAAUAUUAAUUUCCAUGCAAAUAUCAAAGUAUUUUUAAUUACACACUGAAAUUCAGAGAUUUAACGAACUAAACAUUCAUUUAAGAGACUCGGAAUAUGCCUUCUUUUUUUUAAUUAGAAAUAUCUUUUAAGCUUGGAUGUUUGCUAGUAACUCACAGUGAGUUGAGUAAACUACGGGAUUUACAGCAAUCUUAUUAUUUUUUUAAUCAGGUCAGGAGAAAAUAAUUGCAAGUGCCCACUUAGAAGUAAAGAACACACAUUUAUUACAAUGUUUAUUCUGCACCUUGUAAUAUUGUCUAACAAAUUGGCUUUUCAAAAAAUGAAGAUAGGUGACCAAAAUUGAAAAUUGCUAUCUCUGUUUCACUGAUAUAAAUACAAUUAAAAUAUUUUACAU
This is a messenger RNA of Perognathus longimembris pacificus (Pacific pocket mouse), 4506 nucleotides long. It is a transcript of the gene Cast, whose product is annotated as calpastatin. Gene Ontology annotation, molecular function: calcium-dependent cysteine-type endopeptidase inhibitor activity. The transcript is spliced from 32 exons. Lineage: Eukaryota; Metazoa; Chordata; Mammalia; Rodentia; Heteromyidae. Bases 129 to 2531 code for a protein of 800 amino acids. The record is from RefSeq and is a predicted model, not a curated record. Gene Ontology annotation, cellular component: cytoplasm.